GGAGACACUCUUCAAUGCUGCAUAAUUUAAUCGUCAAAAAUUGGAAUGAUUAAUUAACCGGAAAUUUCAAUGUCGUUUCUCUUACUUCUCCAAUGCUGAAAAUUCUCAGCGAGACAUACUAAGAAAUCUGGUUCUCUACUUUGAACUUUGAAGAUGAUUGCGAGCUCUUUCUCCGCACCAAUUUCCUGCAAUUUAAGGCUAGCUUCGAGUUACUCGCAAUUUAACCAGCAUAGGUUGAUCAGCUGCCGGUUUUUCUUCGAGAGAGGUGGUAGAUUCGUUAGCAGAAGUCAACGAGUUUACUGCGGGUCUCAGAUAAAUGAUGUGCGGAUCAGAAAGUUUGCUCCUGUUUUGGAACGUGAAAUAGCAUCAGGAAAUGGGAUCUUACAAUCUAAUGAGUGGAAAACAGUUCCUGAUAUUUGGAGGACGUGUGCUGAAAAAUUUGGUGAUCGUGCAGCACUGGUGGAUCACUAUCAUGACCCUCCAACAAAUAUGACUUAUAAACAGCUAGAGCAAGAAAUUUUGAAUUUCUGUGAAGGCUUAAGGGUCAUUGGAUUGAAAGCAGAGGAAAAGCUCGCCCUUUUUGCUGAUAAUUCAUGCCGGUGGCUUGUUUCAGACCAAGGUAUUAUGGCCACUGGAGCAAUCAAUGUUGUCAGAGGUACAAGGUCAUCCGUUGAAGAGCUUUUGCAGAUAUACAACCACUCUGAUAGUGUUGCUCUUGUGGUGGAUAAUCCUGAAAUGUAUAAACGGAUUUCAGAGGCCUUCCACUCCCGAGCCACUUUAAGGUUUAUCAUUUUGCUUUGGGGAGAGAAGACAAACAUAAUCAGUGAAGCUGCACCGGAUGUUCCUAUAUAUACUUAUCAGGAGAUAAUAGAUAAGGGUUGUCAAAGUCGUGAAGCUUUACGCCAUUCUGGAGAUGCUAGGAUAAAAUUUACUUAUGAAACUAUAAGGUCUGAUGAUAUUGCUACACUUAUAUAUACAAGUGGGACAACUGGGAAUCCUAAAGGUGUUAUGCUUACGCACAAUAAUCUGUUGCACCAGAUUGGAAGCUUCUGGGACAUUCUGCCAGCUGUUCCUGGGGAUAGAUUUCUGAGCAUGCUGCCACCUUGGCAUGCAUAUGAACGAGCUGCUGAGUAUUUCAUAUUUACUCUUGGAAUUGAACAAGUAUAUACUACAGUCAAGAACCUAAAGGACGAUUUGUACCGUUAUCAACCUCAUUAUGUAAUUUCUGUUCCCUUGGUAUAUGAAACACUUUACAGUGCAAUCCAGAAGCAGAUCAGAACAAGUUCUGUUGUACGUAAAGUUGUUGCUCUUUUAUUCCUGAAGAUCAGUUUCACAUACAUGGAGGCAAGAAGAAUUUAUGAGGGGAAAUGUCUGACCAGAAAUCUUGAACAACCUUCCCACGUUUCUGCAGUGUUUGACUGGUUAUGGGCAAGGAUCAUUGCUUUAAUAUUGUGGCCACUACAUACAUUAGCAAAGAAAAUUGUCUACAGUAAGAUUCAUUCCGCGAUUGGAAUUUCAAAGGCUGGCAUAAGUGGAGGCGGCAGCUUGCCCCCACAUGUUGACAAGUUCUUUGAGGCAAUUGGAGUAACAGUUCAAAAUGGAUAUGGCCUAACAGAAGCAUCACCUGUUGUAGCAGCUCGAAGACCAAACUGUAACGUUCUAGGAUCAAUCGGACAUCCUCUUAAACAAACAGAAAUAGAAGUUUUUGAUCCUGAAACGGAUGUCAUUCUCCCUAAUGGAUCAAAAGGCAUUGUCAAAGUAAGGGGCCCGCAAGUGAUGAAGGGUUAUUAUAAGAAUCCCUCAGCGACAAAACAAGCUAUAGACGACGACGGCUGGCUUAAUACUGGGGAUAUUGGCUGGAUUUGUCCUCCUCAUUCUAUAGGUCGGAGUCGUCGAUCUAGUGGUGUUAUUGUUCUAGAAGGACGUGCAAAAGAUACAAUAGUCCUUUUGACAGGUGAGAAUGUGGAGCCGUCGGAGAUUGAGGAAGCUGCUAUGAGAAGUAACCUUAUUCAACAGAUUGUCGUCAUUGGCCAGGAUCGACGACGACUUGGAGCUAUCAUUGUCCCUAACAAAGAAGAAACCCUAUCACAAGCUAAAAAGCUGGCUAUAGUAGAAGCUGAUGCAGUAGAGCUUAGCAAGAUGCAACAGAUUAAUCUACUGCACGAGGAGUUGAGAAAAUGGACCUUGGACUGUUCGUUCCAAGUUGGACCAAUCCUGGUGGUUGAUGAUCCGUUCACGAUUGAUAGUGGUUUAAUGACUCCUACGAUGAAAAUUCGAAGAGAUCGAGUAGUGUCUUUGUACCAAGAGCAGAUAGACAACUUGUACAAAGGAAUUGCCUAAAAGAAUUGGAUUUUGCUAUAUACUUAUAGCUGUGUGUGUGUGUGUGUGUGUAUGUGUGAUAGAGUGAGAGAGACAGAGACUUCUUCAGCCUUCUGGACUGGUCUAAGAGGGAAGAAGCUUACAGCCAUGAUCAGAGAAAUUUGUAACAAAUAAAAUAUAUGCUUCUGCUUCAAACUGACAAAGUAUGUUGUGAGUUUGUCAUAGUUAAGAACAUUCUCCAAAAUAACUGGAGUUGCUAAUAAAAUGUUGUGAUGCAUCUGCUGCAA
This is a messenger RNA of Salvia hispanica, 2606 nucleotides long. Its product is annotated as putative acyl-activating enzyme 16, chloroplastic. Gene Ontology annotation, molecular function: long-chain fatty acid [acyl-carrier-protein] ligase activity. NCBI's taxonomy places the organism in Eukaryota, Viridiplantae, Streptophyta, Magnoliopsida, Lamiales, Lamiaceae. The record is from RefSeq and is a predicted model, not a curated record. Gene Ontology annotation, cellular component: chloroplast. Gene Ontology annotation, biological process: fatty acid elongation.